AUGGCCUCCGUCGUCUCAGAAGCAGCCGCCCUCAUCGAGGCGGCCAAGCGCGCCGCCUGCCGGCAGGCCGUGGCCGAGAACUUCCAGCCCACCUUCAAGUACGUCGGCAUCGGCAGCGGCAGCACAGUCGCCUACGUAGUAGAAGCCAUCGCCGAGAAGGGCAAGUCCGUGACUUCCACCAUGAAGUUCAUACCAACAGGCUCGGGCUCCACAAACCUGAUCCGUGACGCCGGGCUCACCGUACUCCAAGUGCCGGACCUGCUCGCCGAGGUGGGCUUCACACCGGGCGCCAGCAAACAGCACAUCGACAUCUACUUCGACGGCGCGGACGAGGUCGACAGCGAGCUGAACUGCAUCAAGGGCGGCGGCGCGUGCCUCUUCCAAGAGAAAGUCGUCUCGCGGCUGUCCAAAAAAUUCAUCUGCGUCGCCGACUCGCGCAAGAAGGCCGACGCCCUGCUGACCAAGUGGGCGUACGUGCCGGUCGAGGUGGCGCCCGCGGCCGCCGAGCUGGUCCGCCAGACCCUCGUCGACCUCGGCAGCCGCGAGCCCGUCGUGCGCAUCGCCGGCCCCACGUACACCUACGCCAUCACCGACAACCACAACUACAUCAUCGACGCGCCCUUCCCGCCGCUGCUGCUCAACGCCCAGGCCGACCGGAUCGACCCCGCCCUGGGCCGCUGGACCCCCGACGCCCUGGCCGCCAAGAUCCGCGCCGUGCUCGGCGUGCUCGAGGUCGGCAUCUUCUCCGGCAUGACCGGUCCCCAGGCCGCGGCUGAGGGUCCCGCCGCCGAGGGCGUGAAGCCCGUUAAGGUCUACUUUGGCAAAGCGGACGGGGGUUAUGAGACGAUGGAGUGA
Molecule: messenger RNA, 855 nt
Organism: Anthostomella pinea
Lineage: Eukaryota; Fungi; Ascomycota; Sordariomycetes; Xylariales; Xylariaceae
Source: the annotation of a GenBank genome assembly